Messenger RNA from Bipolaris zeicola 26-R-13, 2157 nucleotides. RefSeq lists its product as uncharacterized. Bases 1 to 2157 code for a protein of 718 amino acids. The record is from RefSeq and is a predicted model, not a curated record. The transcript is spliced from 5 exons. Gene Ontology annotation, molecular function: ATP hydrolysis activity; ATP binding. NCBI's taxonomy places the organism in Eukaryota, Fungi, Ascomycota, Dothideomycetes, Pleosporales, Pleosporaceae.
AUGACCAGUAUCUAUAGGAAGGUUGUCGAUGUUCGGAGUACAUGGCUUGAUGUUGAUGCGUCCGAUUUCUACGAACAGACGAAGGCAGACCCGAAAGGUACCACAGAAGAAACGGAAACCCCUCAUAAUGAGACAAAAGAUGAAAAGACUUUCAAGCUUCCGCCCUUUGACUCACAUGGGGGUUCCUAUAUUGAAAUUACAUCUCCAGCAGUGUUGGAAGCCCUACGAAGCGUGGUUGAUUAUGCCCCCAGUUACGAUCUCGGAGCGCGAAAAGUCAGAAUUGACUGGCCAUACUCACUUCUGAUUCACCAUGAAGACGCUCUCGCUGAGUACCAGGAAAGACUCGCAUCAUCAGAUUGUAUCGGGGGCGCUUGCCCAGGCACGUAUGCCUAUAGGCACAUUAGCAUAGUCAGAAAUUUCGUCAAGGCGGCGGUCGGUGCAGCAGUAAGAGUUGAACGCGAGCGCCAUGCAAGAGGAAUGGCUACUUUUGAAAUGCUAUGGCUCCUUUUCCCUCCUGGAAUCGAUGUGCUGUAUGAUAGGGAUAACACCGGGGAGUAUCAACCAUAUGUGAUAAGAUCACAAAACUGUUCUGUUGUAAACGAAACUGUCCGCUCUAUUUCCUUCAAACUUUGGAAUAUGGAAUACAAUGUGCUUUCCAUCUGUCCGUCCGUAACAGACGAUUCAAUUGAACCGUUCGCAGGCGAAGUCAAGAUCAGUUCUUUGGCGAUCUACCCUUUUGAAUACCGUACCCAGAGCAAGAUAUGGGGAGAAAAGGAAGACGCCAGGCAGUACUUUGAAGAGAGGGGCAAGAUCUACUUCCAGCUAAGGCGGCUGGGUUGCUGGAACUUCCGGGGAUAUACCACUUCGUACCCCCGGAACCCGAUAGAAGGACUGGUCAUUGCCGAUGACGACCGGUACAACGAGCGAUAUGAUAAGCUGCCCACGAGCAAAGACGACCCAGAAACGGAUUACGGGCAGGUGUUUGACCGAAACUGCUGCAACAAUUGCCGUGAAACUAUAAGCUCGCAACGCAAGCCGUAUAGGUUCAGUGGCUAUUCGAACAUCAACUUCGUUAGCGGGUCUGGUAUGACGGACCACCAGUAUUUCCUUUGCGAUUAUAGUUCACCUGCAUAUGUGUUGAAACAACGCCAGUGGUGUCACCUGGAUGUCGCAGGAUUCCGUCCAGUAAAAUAUGACAAGUCGAUGAUAGAUACACUCGUGAUGAAGGAACCGCGUAUCAAGCAGCUCAUCCAAGGUCUGACUCGCAAAUAUCUCAUCGGACUACAAGCAGAAGCAGAACGUGAAGCGGAAUUUGGCCAAAAGGUCACAAAUUCAAAAACACCGGCAUCAACAAAGCAGUGGUCACCCGAUUUCGUCAAAGGUAAAGGCGAGGGGUUAAUCUUUCUUUUGCACGGAAAGCCAGGUGUUGGGAAGACUUACACAGCCGAAUGCAUUGCUGCCAAUGCUGAGCGCCCUCUUCUAACUGUCACAUGUGCCGAUAUUGGAACAGACCCGCUUAAAAUUGAAGAAAACCUGCUGGUAUUCUUCAAGUACGCAAAAGCAUGGAACGCCAUCCUUCUCAUCGACGAAGCCGACAUCUUCAUGGAGCACCGGCGCGUUCAAGACAUCGAGCGCAACAGUCUUGUCGCUUCAUUCCUACGCGCAAUGGAAUACUACCAGGGUAUCCUCUUUCUCACUACAAACAGAGUGGGCAUGUUUGACGAAGCUUUCAUUUCGAGAAUCAAUCUGACAAUAUACUACCCACCAUUCUCCGACAAGGCCAGAGCAGAAGUCUGGGAAUCGUUUUUCCAAAAACUAGAGCGCGAAAGGGAGGGCGAGAUUAGAGUGCAUAACAACACGCGAGCAUACAUCGACGAGUGCAAAGAGCUCAAGUCGCUGCAAUGGAAUGGUCGUGAGAUCAGAAACGCCUUCCAGAUUGCCGUGUCAUUGGCGGAAACCGACGAGGAAAGAGACAAUCGCGGUUGCAUCGUUAUCAAGCAAAAGCACAUUGAGGCAACGGUGGAGAUGUCCAGAUCCUUCAAGAAAUACCUAAAGGAUCUGUACCGCAAGGAUGAAGAUGCAGUCGCCGCAUUGAGGGGGAAUAGAAAUGACCCUCGACCCAACACGGGAGAUGAGGGUGGAGAGGAAUACCACUAG